Lingula anatina is the source of this 5079-nucleotide messenger RNA. RefSeq names its product putative potassium channel regulatory protein unc-93. Lineage: Eukaryota; Metazoa; Brachiopoda; Lingulata; Lingulida; Lingulidae. The record is from RefSeq and is a predicted model, not a curated record.
AACGGCGUGGAUAAAUACAUAAUAUGCGGGGAAUGUUUUUCAUUCAGCGAACUCCGAUUAACCCGCCGUUUCGAAGUAUUGAUUUAACCCAAGGAGAACCAGGUCGUUUUAUUCAGUCUACAUAAUAAAGCCAGGCUUGAUCACGAGUGUAAAGCACGAGCUGGGCGGAUUAUUGAUUCGAGGAAAUGAUCCAGCAUAGCAGAGUGGCGCAUGAGUCAGCGGAAUAAACACGGGAGAAGCGAUAGCGGAAUCGAGUGGCUGCGAUCAGCUGAUGCAAGCGUCAUACAGGUUCUCCGACGACGUUGUCCUUCAGUUUCACAAAGGUCAAGAAUACUGUAUCAAUGACACGGAAAAGGAGUGACUGUGUUGCCAGUGGUUACCGUGAAAAUUCCCUCAUGACGCAACUUGAUUGUGUGAUAAGAUCAUCCGAAGGCGUAUUCAUUAACACGAUGCCUCCUAUAAAGACGUUAGUGACGGUUAAGGUGCAGCCGAAAUAUGUCGGAAAGUGAUGGCAAGAUUUACAUCAAAUUUUGAUUAUUGAAACAGCACAGACUUGAAAGAUAAUGGAAACCAAAAAGGGAAUACCCAGUAAGAACGCCAAAGAGAAGAUGCUGCCACAGUCAGACAGCACAGCUUCUUUCGAUCCAGAUAUAGAGGACAUCAUCUUCAUUGAUGAAGACGCAGAGGACGCACAUGGCGGUUUUGAAGACUACCUAGAAGAAAUCGGACAUGAUGUAUUGCCAAGAUUUUUGGUGAAAUGCCCCAGUAUAGUGAGUCUUUUUGAAACAAAAGAGAAUGGGGAUUAUUUGAAAUCUUCUCCUGUCGCUUCAAAACCUACCACUUGUAAAGAUGUCAGUGAAGUCAGAGAUAAUAGCCCGAAAAAGGCAAUGGCGUCUGGUAGUCCUGAUGAUAAGCUGCCAAGACUGGAUGAUUCUGACUAUCUGGACAGUGUGGAAAGUGCGUCAAGUGCCCAUGGACUUCUUGUAACUGCUGCUAGAAAACUGGCAAAUGGCCCUCCUGCUGUGAAACCAGUGAAUACGAUAGAGAAUACUACCAAGAAACCAGAGUUUGGCCCUUUGCCCAAAUCAAGAGAGGUGGAACUACAAGAUCACGUUGGUAAAACCGACCAAAACACAUUAGAAGCUUUAGAUCUACACAAUGAAAGCUACAAUCAGAAGUGCAUGGACAUCAAGCACCCUUCGUCCCCAACAAACAAAGUCCUUGCAAAUGUGGCCUUUGAGUUGACACGUAGCCGAUCCAGAUUCUCUGUGGAAAAAGUUCCCGAGGUUUCAGUCACCUCCUCUCCCACUUCUGAACUUAACAACGAAGAACGACACGUCACCUUCAACAGCACCAACGAAGUCUUUGAGUUGAUAAUGAGUCAACAGGACAUCGGCCAGAGUCAGGAGGUCAAAGAUACCAAGGACGAUCAGUCUUCCACCAACGAUGACAGUUUACACAGCACAUCCAGUACUCAGGGGCUCCUCGCACGUGCAGCGCGAACCUACCUCCGAAUUCGUGGAGAAAACGUUUAUGGUUACACAAACGAUGACAGUCUACAGAGCACAUCUAGUCAGCAGGGACUCCUCUCGCGUUAUGCACGUAAAAUUGCCUACGAUGCCAUGUAUGAGAAACCCCGUCCACGCGAAGCCAAGAAGUAUAUGAAGAACCUGAUUGCCUUGAGCUUGAGUUUUAUGUUCGUGUUUUCUUCUUUUACUUCCCUUCGUAAUCUUCAGAGCAGUCUGAAUCCAACUGGUGGCCUUGGCCUCUUGUCCCUAAGUGUCAUGUACGGUGUCUUUGUACUGGCUUCUCUUACAGGAACUGCAGUUACACAGAUUUUAAGGCCUAAGAACACUCUCAUCCUUGGCAUGGCCAUGCAGGCCUGUUAUGUAACAGCCAAUUUUUAUCCAAGUCCAUUUCUGCUGGUUCCUGCUUCUGCCUUGGCGGGUUUUGCCAAUGCCACAAUGUGGAUUGCCCAGGGAACAUAUAUUGCCAGCAUUGCAUCCAGUUAUGCUACAGUGAUGAAGAAAAGGCCAGCAGAUGUCAUGAAUAAAUUUUAUGGUAUCUUUUUCAUGAUUUGGCAAAUGUCGAACAUUAUUGGGAAUUUGACUGCUUCUUUGGUGCUUAACUCACCAAACUAUGUUUCAACGGCUGAACACUUGGAGGACGUUUACGGGAAUAACUCCAACCUCUCAGAGGUACCAUCGUUAAACUUGGAACCUAAAGCAUCAGGCACGCCUUACAUACCAGAUGACUCCACCAACAGAAGCACAGCAAUCGUCAUGCUCUUCAACAGCACAUUCAAAGACACGUCUCCCUCGCUUUUAAAUACAUCCACAAACUUUUCUUCUUUGUCCCAUUCUCACUUGUCUCUCUGUGGCUCUGGCUACUGCCAUAGCAUGAAGCUUACUCACAAUUCAGGGGAGGAACUGCCUAAACACAUUAUCUACAUCCUCAUAGCAGUUUACCUCUUCUGCGUGUUGGCCGGGCUGGCCAUCACAGUGUGCUUUGUUGACCGAUUGAGGAAGAUAUUUCAGCGUAAGCCCAUCAGUGCCCGGGAACAACUCAAGGCUUUGGUGUCAACGGUGAAGGACCACAGGCAGCAGCUCCUGGUCUUUCUACAGUUUUACACUGGGAUUAGGGCUGCUUUCAUUGCUGGUGAUUUCACUAAGGCAUUCAUCACCUGUCCUUUGGGGAUGGAAAUGAUUGGUUACACAAUGAUCUGCUUUGGCGUGUGCAAUGCAGCCAGCGCCAUCACCAAUGGCCGUCUUGCCAAACACAUCAGCACACGCACUUUGUUGGGCACAGCAUCUUUGAUUGACUUGUGUCUUGGUGUGGUUCUGGCAACAUGGCAGCCGAUCCCAGAACAACAGGCAGUGCUGUUUGUUAUAACUGGCUUGUGGGGAGUGGCUGACGGGAUAUGGGCGACCCAACUGAGCAGUUUGGUUGGAACUCUGUUCAGCAACAACAAAGAACCAGCGUAUGCCAGUAUGAAGUUUUUCCAGGGUUUUGCUAUAGCACUUUCCUUUGGUUUUGCGCCCUAUAUAUGUAUGGCUGUCAAGACCUACAUCUACCUUGGAAUGCUAGUGGCUGGGAUGAUUAGUUACACUGUGCUAGAUGCAAAACUGAAACGAGAGAGUGAAAACGAGGGGAAAAGUUGAUCUCACUGCUGAUCGAUGCAAUUGCAAAAGAGAAGUGAUCCCGAAGUUUAAGGUUUCAUGUCUUUUCAGUGGGAAAAACGACCAAACUUUCAGAUACGUAAUUCAAUAAUCACAGGAAUUAUAUUUCAGUAUAGCAUGUGUUUUUACUGCAUAGAACAGAUCUAUAGAGUAGCCUGCUUUUUAAUUUUGUUUACCACUUAAUAGAAAUGUUUUAAUUUUAAGAAGUACAUUAUCUAUAAAUUCUCCCAUUGGAAAGAUCUAGUUAUUAUCGAUAAGAUGCACCAGAUGUAACUGUCUGAAUGGAUGGAGAUGGAGAUAAAAAAAAACUUUUUGCCUUUUUUUGCGGGGGCUGAAGAGACAUUUGAUUGUUAUAUAUUUUAUGUUGUUGUUUUUUAAUUGAUUUUGUGGUACAAGCAACAUGUAUUAUGUAUAAAAAGUAUUUAACCAUAAUUAUUAUCAGCAUUUGUUUCUUGGCAUACAAAUUGAACUAGACAGACUGCAACCUUUCUAAUUAAUUAAUUAGUUUAUUAUUAUUAUUAUUUAUUUAUUUUUGCAAAAACAAUUCUACAAGUAAAGGUGAAUUUGUACAGAUAUAUAUUGUACAAAAUACUUCACUGAGUCAUUAAACUGUUUGGAUGUGCAUUUAGAAAUAAAAUACUUAAAGUUGUAAUUUUUAAUCAUUAUCAAUCAUAAAUAAUGAUAUAUAAAUGAACAUUCGUUUAAGAAUGGCAGUAAAAAUUUAUAGAUUUGAUAUCAAAAAGUAUGCACAAAAGAAAUAUGACGCACCAGAAUAUGUUUAAUCAAAGUGUGUGUGUGAGUGCGUGCGCGUGUGUGUGUUGGAGAAGGGGGAGCUGAAUUUACAAGUCAGAUAAUAAGACUGUAGUUACUUAAAUUACUAGCAAACUACUAUAAGCAGCAACUUAUUCACACAUUAUCUUAGAAUUGUGAAUCUCUACUGCAAGGUGCUUGCAAACUAUCAUCACAGAAGUGCUUUAUUUUUACUCAGAGAUAAUGUUAUAUCCAAAAGCCCAGCAGAGCCUUGAUGUUUCUUUUUCCCCACUCAACUGGGUUUGUUGCUGAUAACUCUCGGAUAACUCUUUUAUUUUCCAAAAAAUAUCGAUCCUCAUUUUAUUCAUGCUUUUUUUUUUUUUGGAAAGCAAGAUACUCUUUUCUACUUCACUGUACAAUAAACUAUCUUUGUUCCAUUGGGAAUUUUAUUUAAGAUUUUAGAUAAUAUCAUCAUAUUUGAGACACUUAACUGCUGUCUGACACCUCACAUUUAACUUCUCAUUGUACACAGUUAUAGUUUUUAUUUACUGUUAUGUCAUUAUAUUAUAUCAUCAUAUAUUUUUGAAGACAUUUUAGUAUUGUUAAAGGUGUAAGUAUCUAUUUGCAUUUACAAAGUUUAUGUGGACAUUAUGAACACAAUCAUUAUUGGCUCAGAUACUGGAAUAUGGUGUCUAUAGUUUGACCUUGUUACUGUAAAAGUAAAAAAACUAAAAGUUGCUUUGAUGUUUAGUGUAAAUACUGAAAUUAUGUUACAUCAAAUAACUUAUAGAGGACCAUAUAUUGUUAUUUAUUCAUAGACCACAUGUAAAGCACAAUGGUAUUUUAUGAUUUAUAUAAUAUCUCUAGUUAAUUUAUUGAAAUUAAGCUUGUUGUAUGCCUUAGAUGAUAGCAAUACUCCUGUUAGGAAAUAAACAUGUUCAAAGAUAACCACAAUUUCAUUACAUAAAGGUUCUAUCACAAGCAGUAUUUUGUUUCUGUGUUAUGUUUGAAAUUGUUUAACAACAAUAAUAUCAAGAAGUAACCUUUAUUUGGAUACUGAGUACCAAAUGUUCUGUUCUUGAUAAGACUAUCAUUGCAAUGAGAUCAAAUAAAAUCUGAUUAGUUAAACACAUACAAAUGAAAAAAAAAA